This is a messenger RNA of Osmerus eperlanus (European smelt), 2592 nucleotides long. Its product is annotated as G1/S-specific cyclin-D1. NCBI's taxonomy places the organism in Eukaryota, Metazoa, Chordata, Actinopteri, Osmeriformes, Osmeridae. Gene Ontology annotation, biological process: mitotic cell cycle phase transition; regulation of cyclin-dependent protein serine/threonine kinase activity. Gene Ontology annotation, cellular component: nucleus; cytoplasm; cyclin-dependent protein kinase holoenzyme complex. The transcript has 5 exons. The record is from RefSeq and is a predicted model, not a curated record. Gene Ontology annotation, molecular function: cyclin-dependent protein serine/threonine kinase regulator activity. The coding region runs from base 159 to 1037 and encodes 292 amino acids.
UCUUAUUUGGGGGAGCGACGUUUAGCAGCCUCCAGAGAGCUCGAACAGCAGUCAGUCGCGAGCAGCAGUCAGCAUCCACGGAACUUACGGAAACUUGGGAAAGGAAACGUUCACUUGUUCAAGUCUCUCCACACACACCUCAAGUGACUGCUGAAGGAAUGGAACACCAGCUUAUUUGCUGCGAGGUGGAGACCAUCCGGAGAGCCUACCAAGAUUCUAACUUGUUGAAUGACAGAGUUUUACAGAAAAUGCUGAAAGCGGAAGACAAUUAUCUCCCCGCAACGAACUACUUCAAAUGUGUUCAGAAAGAAAUCGCUCCUUACAUGAGGCGAAUUGUCUCAACGUGGAUGCUGGAGGUUUGCGAGGAGCAAAAAUGCGAAGAGGAAGUUUUUCCGCUAGCUAUGAAUUAUUUGGACAGGUUUUUAUCUGUUGAACCCACACAGAAGACCAGGCUACAGUUAUUAGGAGCUACCUGCAUGUUUUUGGCGUCUAAAAUGAAGGAGACCAUCCCUCUGACUGCAGAGAAGCUUUGUAUAUACACCGACAACUCCGUCCGACCCAGCGAACUAUUGAAAAUGGAACUGCUUGUGUUGAACAAACUGAAAUGGGAUCUAGCGUCAGUGACUCCUCAUGAUUUCAUUGAGCAUUUCCUGUCUAAGUUGCCUAUCCAGCCGGCCUCCAGACAGACCCUGCUGAAACAUGCCCAGACCUUUGUGGCUCUUUGUGCAACAGAUGUAAAAUUUAUCGCCAACCCUCCAUCCAUGAUUGCUGCAGGAAGUGUGGCUGCAGCCAUACAGGGGCUCCAUCUCAAAAGCAUGGAUGAUGCCAUGUCAUCACAGAAACUUACCGACUUGCUGGCCCAAGUCAUCCGCAGUGACCCGGACUGUCUCAGGGCCUGCCAGGAGCAGAUAGAGUCCCUCCUAGAGACCAGCCUCCGCCAGGCUCAACAGCAAGCUGUCUCCACGGAAACCAAGAGCAUGGAGGAGGACGUGGACCUCUCCUGCACACCAACCGAUGUGAGGGACAUCAACAUCUGAUUGGAUGAUUGACUCGCCCCCAGCGAAAGAUAGACCAAUGAGACGAGCUGUGGAAAGAGGAGGCAUAGACUGGUGCUGACGACGCACUGCAGUCUGUCGCCUGUCUCUCUUCCUGUUCCUGACACACACACACUUGUGCUUCUGAGUGUGUGUGGCCUGAUUAUCUGGAGUGUGAUCAGUGUUUGUGUGCUCGUCUCAUUCCUACACUUGCUUCCUGCCUCCCCAUUGGCUACACUGAGGCAGCAUGAUGAACUAGGCCCAGCUACUCUUCCUGUUGACAAGACAAACUUGAAAAAGAGACAAAAUAUGUAGUACUGUAUGUGUGAGCGACUGAUGCUAAGAGAUAGACACGAAUUGCUGAAUAAUAAAUUAGGGCUUUUUUACUGUUCUGCAGACUGUGUACACCAGCCGUUUGUCAUAUGUAAACGUUGUACUGGGUGUGAUGGAAGAAGUUUAUGCUGACUGACUAUCUUAAUGUUACCCAUUUCUAAAGAAACUUGGAUUUAUUGUCCCUGUUUAGUGUUGCUGUUUGGAAGGGAACACGAUAGUUGGUUUGAAGCAAUCUCUGAAAUAUAAUUCUUUAGCUUUGUUUAAAAUCACUUCUUUAACCUCCCAAUUGUUGGAUAUGGAGACUGCAUGAUCUAGUUUUUUUUGCAUACAUAGCUAGUUUCCUCAUAAAUCUGAAUGGUGAUGGGUCCUAUCACACUGUUAGAAUGCUAACAACUCCUCUCCAAGACAGUGGAGCUAAUCAACAAGGAACUACUGAAUAUUUGCUAAAAAACUAAAUAGCAUUCUGCCAUCUCUGAGAAAUGAUCCGACCGUUAUACUAUACGUAAGAUAACUUGGUCCAAAAUAUUUAUCCUGUUGUUACCAUUCCAACAAAAAAAGCACUUUGGGUCAAUAGCUCUUUACUGACUAUUAUGAACCAUACUACCACACUGGCAGUGAACAUACAGGAUGGAAUAGUUUGGGAACAUUGACUGACUCACAUCCGUAAUGUUGAACUGGAGUAUAAAAUGUAGUGUAUUCUGGGAAAAAAAUUGGGUAAUCUACAUGUCCAGAUGUCCUCACCUGAGGGGUUUAAGGUGCUGUGCUGACAGUGGACACAGUUAAAGGUGCCAUACUUCAUCGUAGUCUGAUAGUUCACAAUUGCUGCCUUGGUAUCGGUAUUAGUUAUUCACACACACCAUCCGGAGCUUUUGAUAGUUAUGUAAUUCAUAGUGAUAUAUAGAUGAAUUCUAUUUAUUACAGAAUAUUAUUUUUGUUUUCCAGGCCAGUUGAUUACGUAAGGCUAUAAUAUAGGAUCGCUGACACUCUAGUCAGUGACACUGUUUAAGCCCCUGAUCACAAUCCUGCUACCAGACAUACAAGAACACGCUUGAAAGUAUUUAAUUUGCUCAGUGAAUGUUGAGGGAGGAAAAAAAUAGAUAAAUGAAAGGUCAUCUGUGUAAAAAAUGGACGAGUUUGAAAUCAUCCAUGAGAAAAAAAGAAAAAAAUGAAAUGGCUUUUAGAUUAUUUUGCACAAAUUCAAAGAUGUUUUUUGCGUUAUUGUUGG